Messenger RNA from Pocillopora verrucosa, 1999 nucleotides. NCBI's taxonomy places the organism in Eukaryota, Metazoa, Cnidaria, Anthozoa, Scleractinia, Pocilloporidae. The record is from RefSeq and is a predicted model, not a curated record.
CGCUGAUAAGCUCCAGCUGUGUUAUUUGCCGUUCACAGCCCCACCGUACUUGAAGUGAACCUUCCACUGGCGUCGAGUCUAAUCGAGUUUCCCUGACAAAAAUGGCUGAGAGCAAGGGACCAGAAAAGCUUUACAAAGAGCCAGCAGUCCGUGUACCAACCCUCUCGCGUCUUUCUGCGAUUGCAAAAAGCCUGGGCCUCGAAAUGGAAGACAGUGAGCUAAUGGCUUAUCGAGGGGCAAUUUCCGAUAUUCUGGCUGACACGUAUCAGCGGUUGUACGAGUUACCAGACCCCAAGCUACCAGUGAAAUAUCCACGGAUCCCAGGUUACAGACCAUCACCAGAAGACAAUCCUUACAAUGCUUGGUACUGGCGAUGUGACAUUAAAGGAGCAUCAAGUGGUAAACUUCACGGCAAAACUGUGGCUGUCAAGGACAACACAUGUGUGGCAGGGGUACCCAUGAUGAAUGGCUCCCUCAUCCUGGAAGGAUUUGUCCCGGAUGUGGAUGCUACUGUAGUGACCCGGAUAUUGGAUGCCGGUGGACACAUAGUGGGGAAAAGUUGUGUUGAAAAUUUGUGUUGUAGCGGAGGCAGUUUUACUGCUGCCACUGGUCCGGUGGUUAAUCCUCACAAUAAGACGAGAAUGAGUGGAGGGUCGUCUUCAGGAUCUGCAGCUUUGGUGGCUGGAGGGCAAGUUGAUAUGGCAACCGGUGGAGACCAAGGAGGGUCAAUAAGGAUCCCCGCUGCCUGUUGCGGUAUUGUGGGACUGAAACCAACAUACGGGUUAGUUCCAUAUACGGGCAUCAUGCCGAUAGAAUUCACUUUGGAUCAUACGGGACCUAUGGCCAGGACUGUGUAUGAUACAGCUCUGAUGUUGGAGGUCAUGGCAGGGUAUGACGGGGGACUGGACCCUAGGCAGCCACGGGAUCUCAAAGUGCCAGAGUAUACUUCGUUGCUCACAGGAAAAAUAGACAACUUGAAGAUUGGAAUCUUGAAAGAAGGCUUUGGAUUGAAGAAUUCCGAAGCGGAUGUGGAUAAGAUGGUUAGAGAGGCCGCUGAACAGCUCGGCACUGCAGGCGGUGCAGUUGUCGAAGAAGUGUCUGUCCCGAUGCAUUCUGACGGUACGCAAAUAUUUGGUCCCAUCCUGCAAAUCGGAGGCGAUCGAAUGAUGUUUGAAGGAGCCGGUUUUGGAACUUCAGCAGAGAUGUAUUACGACACUACUCUACAGGAAGCCUUCUCUCGAGGCCUAAAAUGCCACUCAAAUGACCUGUCAAAAAGCUGCAAACUUGUUCGGCUGAUCGCCAAGUAUUUGCACGAGGAUUACAACAGUGUAUUCUAUGGAAAAGCGCAGAACCUAGGUCGAGAGCUUUGUAAAGCGUACGAUGCAGCACUUGAAAAAUACGAUGUGUUGAUUCUACCGACCAUCCCCAAGAAGGCACCAGUUUUCCCGCAGGAAAAUCCUCCCAUGGAAGAAUAUCUGGAGAGGGCAUUUGAAAGUAUUCCAAACACAUCACCAAUAAAUGUCACAGGACACCCAGCCCUGUCAAUCAACGCCGGUUUCAGUGAUGGCUUACCAGUCGGUAUGAUGAUCGUGGGAAGAAAGUUCGACGAGGUCACUGUUCUAAAUGUCGCCUUUGCUUACGAGAAGAUUAGAGAUACCAAAAUAUAACAUUAUGAGAUGUCUAUUAAUGAGCCCAGGACUACAAGGAGUUGUUUCACUCUUAAAAAAUAACGUUUCGAGCGUUAGCCCUUCUUCCAUCGCUCUGACGCUCUAACUAUUGAUAACCGACAAGCGAAAAUCUUAAUAAGCGAUCAACUAGUAAUUUAUGGAGUGACGCAACAUCUAAAAAGUUAUUCACCUCUACUUACUUAACAAUUUCAUUUCUAAAUUAUGGUAAAACGACUAAAUUAAGCCAGAUAUUCAUGUGCUGAUUGAACGAAUUUGUUUCCGGUUUUUUCGUCUCAUUAGCAAAUAAAUGAGUCUAAAGAAUUUAAACAAAA